Molecule: messenger RNA, 1976 nt
Organism: Chelonoidis abingdonii (Abingdon island giant tortoise)
Lineage: Eukaryota; Metazoa; Chordata; Testudines; Testudinidae
Gene: TRIM45
Product: tripartite motif containing 45
Cellular component (GO): nucleoplasm
Molecular function (GO): protein binding; zinc ion binding; ubiquitin protein ligase activity
Source: RefSeq, a predicted model, not a curated record
UCCCAGCCGAGCGGGCGGAGCCCCGCAGCGUCCCUGGGACUUUGCUCAAGGUCCUGCCACAGGUGGGGCCGCGGCGCGAUUCCCCCCGGAGACUCCUGGCGCGGGGAGCCUGAGGGGGCCCCAGGGCUCCCGCUGCAGAGAGAAGAUGUCUGACCCACAGGAGCAGCAGCGGCAGUUUGGAAUCAUGUCCAAAAUCCAUGGUGAGGUCAGAGGCCUAGCCAGAACUAGGUGCCCAUUGUGCACAGAGCUCUUCUUGGCCCCCAAAAUCCUGCCCUGCCUACACACAUUUUGCAUGGCCUGUCUUGAGCAGCUGGAACCCUUUUCAGUGCUCGGCUUCCAGGCAGAAGAUUCAGACUCUACCUCAGAUGGGUCGUGGCUCCAGAAUCAUCAUCAACCACUGCUCAGCGUCCUUUGUCCUGUCUGUGAUACAGAGGUGGAUUUGCCACCAGGUGGCAUUACUGACUUGACCACUGACCACCUGGCCAUGAAUGAAGUGCUACUGGAGACCCUGCAGGCGCAAGGCCGAGGAAUGCUGUGUGAUCUCUGUGUGGAUGGGGAAGCCGUGAAGCACUGUCCCACCUGCAAAGCCAAUCUCUGCCACUUCUGCUGCCAGGCUCACAGGAGACAGAAGAAAACAGCUUCUCAUGCUGUGGUGGAUCUAGAGGACCUGAAGGGCUACAGCUGGACUGAGAAGUCCAUUCUGUGCCCUUCCCACCCUUCAGAGGAGCUGACGCUGUUCUGUGAACAGUGUGAGCAGCCUGUGUGCCGGGAUUGUGUGUUGGGCGAGCACCGGCAGCAUCCAUAUACCUUUACUGCCAAUGUCAUCCACAAACACGGAGAUUCCAUGCGGGACCUCCUCAAGAGCACCCAGCUGCAUGUGGACACCCUAGAAGGGGCCCUACGCCAUAUUGAAGGAGUCAGCAGUGCCAUCUGCAGUCGUGUGGAGGCAGUGGCUGGGGAGAUCCGCACAUUUGCAGAUGGAUACAUAAGGGCUAUUGAAGAACACCGGGACCGGCUGCUGAAGCAGCUGGAAGACUUGAAGGUGCAAAAGGAGACCCUGUUGCACUUACAGAAGGCACAGCUGGAGCAGCUGUUGAUGGACAUGAGGACUGGGGUGGAGUUCACUGAGCGCCUGCUGACCAGUGGCUCAGACUUGGAGAUCCUUAUCACCAAGGGGGUGGUGGCGAGCCGGCUGAGAAAGCUGAAUAAAGUGGAUUAUAUCAUCCACCCUGGAGUGGAAGAUGGGAUCCAGUUCUCUCCCCAUGAAAAGGCUGGCCAGUGCUGUGGCUAUGAGGUUUUUGGGACCAUUCUCAAUAAGGCAGUUGAUCCAGCCAAAUGUGUCCUGCAAGGGGAAGAUCUCCACAGUGCCCGUCAGAAGCAGCUGGCCAGCUUUACUCUGCUGUGUAAUGAUGCAUCGGGAGAGCGGAUGGGGAGAGGAGGAGAGCCCAUCCGGGUCACGAUCAUCCACAAAGACAAGAAGGACUGUAUAAUCAAGCCCAGCGUGUGUGAUAGGAGGGAUGGGACUUACCACAUUUCCUACAUCCCUGAGGAGCUGGGCACAUACACUGUCUGCAUCUGUGUCAAAGGGCAGCAUGUACAGGGCUCACCAUUCACUCUGACUGUGAAGAACAAAUUCCGCAAACACCAGGGCGUGUUUCAUUGUUGCACGUUCUGUUCCAGCGGAGGCCAGAAAGCCGCUCGCUGCGCUUGCGGUGGGACCAUGCCAGGUGGGUACCAAGGCUGUGGUCAUGGUCACAAAGGUCACCCCGGCUGUCCCCACUGGUCCUGCUGUGGCAGAGCAAUUGAAAACUCCGAGUGCUCAGCUGUGCCACCUGGUGAGAACUUGCAGAGAAGCCUGCUCAAAACUGUGGUGCUUUAACUGGCGGGGAGAGUCUCCUAGAGCUCAGAGGGUCUCCGCUGGCUGGGACUCAGGCCUAAACCAACAGAAGUGCAGUUACUGUCACGUGGCCGUCAUU